AUGGAUUCUUCAUCUUCUUCAUCCUCACUAUCCAUCACCAGAGAAGAGUUCAAUGCUUUCCACAAGUUUGAAAGAGAUCUUUUCACUCGUAUUGUCAUAAGUCUAAGACGAGACAUUAGCCUGUCUUUUGAGAUCAUGUGCUUUCUCAUAUAUCUCGAGAAAAGUGUUUUCAUGAGCAAACUAAUCUUUAAUCUUGUUUCAUUACCAGACCUUUUCAUCAACACCGUCAUUGACGAGGUCGUCAUGUGUCUGCGCUGCUUAUCCUACGAAAAUUUCCCAACGUUCGUGGCCAGCUUGAAAAACAUCAACUCCUUAUCCAUACCUUGGAUCAGGCGUAUGACCAGACAGAACUUUACUCUCGAAGGCAUCCACCAAAAGCGCGAAGACAUUCUCCUUGAGAUGAAGAAGCAUUUAACAAGUAUAUGCUACCCAGCUUUUGAGGAUAUAUGCGUGCGCUUUGAGAUGCAAAACAAGGAGAAGAUGCAUACCUCUAGCCACUUCUUGUGUGGUCAACAAGCAACAACUAAUCAUGCAGCAGGAACAAGCAACGUUGAGGGACAGCAACUAACGGCUGAGGACAGGACUGUCUUCCUCACAUUCUCUAAAGGAUACCCAAUCUCUGAAGUAGAAGUGUAUGAAUAUUUCACCAGGAGAUUUGGAGAUAUUGUGGAAGCGAUACACAUGGGUGGAGUAGGAGGGAAGGACCUGCAAGUGCUGUAUGCAAGGAUGGUGUUACGUUCUGCCGCCAAGAUUCCAGAGAUUGUAAAGGAUGAGGCGUGCCCGACCAAGUUCGCCAUUAAUGGAAAACAUGUCAAGGCUCGGAAAUUUAUUCCCAUUCACAAAUCCGUUAAUAAUCUUCCUUACCCUUCCUUUGGAGUCUCUCUCUAGUUACAUAUAUUUUUCUUGUUUGAUCUUUGAGGAGUUCUAAACCCCACUUCAAAAAA
Molecule: messenger RNA, 944 nt
Organism: Brassica oleracea var. oleracea
Lineage: Eukaryota; Viridiplantae; Streptophyta; Magnoliopsida; Brassicales; Brassicaceae
Exons: 2
Coding region: 1-888 (295 amino acids)
Source: RefSeq, a predicted model, not a curated record